UUAAACUUAUUACAUAAUAUACAUAAAUAAACAUUGAUGUAAAGAAUGAUUUAUUCAUUGUUUAUUUUUCUCAGCUAACAAAUAGGACAAAAUGUAACGGAUCUACACCGUACCGUUUUGUUAUACUCAUGUGUUUUUGGCUUUCUCACAGGACACGUGUGUAAUUGGAAUUUGCUUAUUUUUUUAUAAUUUGAAGGAUUAUUUUUUUUCAAACUUACAUACUUAACCAUGUUAAUGGAAAUACAUAUAUAGCGGAACUAAUAGUUCAUUGCAUAGAAGGAUGAAGUGGAGUAAUUUUGAUGUAAACAUUUUGAAUUUGUUGUUAUCUAGGUUGCUAUCAUGGCGGUUCCUUUUUUACUUCUAGUGUUAAUAUAUGUGCACUUCCCGAAGUCAACAGAAAAUGAAGUGCAUUACGUGUCUAAACCGUCAGUAAACUGUCUUCACAUAGAAGAGCCAGAAAACUUUACCAACAAAUCAAAUCCACUUGGAGAAAAAUGUGAACUAGAUUCUUCAUUUGUGAUUGAAUAUUGUAAAGCCGAUGAAUCACACCAUGACUGUAGUAACUGCAAUGGACAGAUUCUGCCAAAUAUUUGUUUUUGUGACAUUGGCCAACAGUGCAACAACGAUGCACCAAGGAAAAAGAGUUGUACAUGGUGCAAAGAACAUUGUCCAUGUUUGCAUAAUGGAAAGUGUAUAUGUGACUGGACAGCUGCAACAGCUGCAGACCUUCGAUGCAAAUGUCCAGAAGGGUAUGAUGGCUUAUAUUGUGAAAAUAUACCUUAUCGUACUUGCAAAAAAGAUUAUGUAACAACAGAAUUAGAGAACUGUACAAUAAGUAGAAAUGAAACAUGUUUUAUUGACGAUGAUGGGUCAAAACUGAAGUGUACAAUAUUAAAAAAGGAAGACAAAUCAAUUCCGAACUGCAGCUCUGACGUCACUAUAAUAACGAAAUCACCAAUGGAUCAUAUGGGAUUGCCAAACACUAGUGGCGGAAGUUGUUUUCUAAUAUGUUAUGAAUUGAUCAUUCUAGUUUUGGUGAUUACUAUAUUCCAAUGAAUGUAUUAUUUAGUUGAUGUGAGCCGUAACAUGCAUAUAUCUUU
Mytilus trossulus (common blue mussel) is the source of this 1100-nucleotide messenger RNA. RefSeq lists its product as uncharacterized. The record is from RefSeq and is a predicted model, not a curated record. The transcript is spliced from 10 exons. The coding region runs from base 340 to 1056 and encodes 238 amino acids. NCBI's taxonomy places the organism in Eukaryota, Metazoa, Mollusca, Bivalvia, Mytilida, Mytilidae.